CCACACCACCUACAAACCCACUUUCUUGAGUUUCUACUCACACUCUCCAAAACCCUAAUUCCCCCACCCCAAAAUGCCGAUCGGAAAACCCACCACCACCAUCCUCCGCAUCGCCACCAUCCUCCUCCUCUUCCUCAACCUCACCACCGUAACCCCCAAAUCAACAAUCGAACCCUGCUCAACCACCGACUCCUGCACAUCCCUUUUAGGCUACACCCUUUACACCGAUCUCAAAGUCUCCGAACUCGCAUCCCUCUUCCAAAUCGACCCAAUCAACCUCUUAUCCGCCAACUCAAUCGACAUUUCCCAACCCGACGUCGUUUCCCACAUCUUACCUUCCCAACUCUUCCUCAAAAUCCCCAUAACCUGUUCUUGCGUCGAUGGUAUUCGCAAAUCUGUAACCACCCAUUACAAAACAAGACCUUCUGACACUCUAUCCAACAUUGCUGACGCUGUGUAUGGUGGGUUGGUGUCGGCGGACCAGAUUAAGGAGGCGAAUGAGAUUAGUGAUCCGACGGUGUUGGAUGUUGGGGUGAAUUUGGUGGUGCCGUUGCCGUGUGUGUGUUUUAAUGGGACGGAUAAUGGUGUUCCGGCGGUUUAUUUGUCGUAUGUUGUGAAACCGGUGGAUACUUUGGCGGGUAUUGCCGCGAGGUAUAGGACUACUGUUACGGAUCUUAUGGGGGUUAAUGCGUUGGGGAAUGCUGAUGUUGAAGAUGGGGAUAUUCUUGCUGUUCCCUUGUCAGCUUGUGCCUCAAACUUCCCAAGAUACGCAUCCGACUACGCAUUGUCUGUACCAAACGGAGGCUAUGCCGUCACAGCGGAUCAUUGCGUACAAUGUAGUUGCACACCGGGGAGCAGGUUAUAUUGCCAACCGGCUUCGUUAUCGGUUUCUUGUUCUAGCAUGCAAUGCAAAAGUACCAAUCUCAUGCUCGGAAACGCUACGGUUCAACAGAGCAGCGCUGGCUGCAACGUCACGUCUUGCGGUUACGGUGGUUUUAUCAAUGGCACGAUAAUCACAACGUUGUCGAGUUCUCUUCAACCACGGUGCCCAGGGCCACAACAGGUUCCGCCACUUAUCGCACCGCCAACGAUGGUUACCCCAGACAUGGGACUAGCUCCAGCCCCUUCACCAUUCCAGAUCGGUGGUGCACCGAUCGGUGGUCUUCCCGGCUCGGUGGUGCCAUCAUCGACCGGCUCGAGCAUAGCGUUCCCUCCGUCUGCAAAUGGUCCCAGUGGAAGUAUCUCUGCCGCAUGCACCUUGGUGAACCCGAUAUCUGGUUUCUCACUUGCCGUGGUUCUGGUUGUGUUUCUCGGCUUGGUAGUCCCAUUCUUGUAAUAUCCGCUUUCGGUUUGGUAUAAACGUGUUUGUUGUAUAUUUAACCUUGAUUUCUGGCCGGAAAAGACGUGUUACACGGGUUUUGGCUGUUUUUCCAGUAUGAGAUUUCAGGUUAGGUGGUUUGUUCUUGGAACUAUUGAGAUUUGAAUGAAUGAAUGUUGACCCAUUUGAAUCUUUAUGAUGGAUUAAUAGAUUUUGAAUGA
Molecule: messenger RNA, 1539 nt
Organism: Helianthus annuus (common sunflower)
Lineage: Eukaryota; Viridiplantae; Streptophyta; Magnoliopsida; Asterales; Asteraceae
Product: lysM domain-containing GPI-anchored protein 1
Exons: 4
Coding region: 74-1336 (420 amino acids)
Source: RefSeq, a predicted model, not a curated record